Mobula hypostoma (lesser devil ray) is the source of this 3530-nucleotide messenger RNA. Its product is annotated as pleckstrin homology domain-containing family O member 1-like. The record is from RefSeq and is a predicted model, not a curated record. The transcript is spliced from 6 exons. Lineage: Eukaryota; Metazoa; Chordata; Chondrichthyes; Myliobatiformes; Myliobatidae. The coding region runs from base 361 to 1446 and encodes 361 amino acids.
AUGUAUGAGAAGCGGAGACUGACAGCGGGAGUGAAGACGAAGAAAUGAAUUAGUUGGAUGUGGGGGAGAGAGGGAGACAGAGAGAGAAUCGGAGCGGUGGUCACAGAGGGAGAGAGAGAAAAGGAAGAUUAGUGAGCGGAGCAGUAACUGCGGGGAGAGAUACAGAGCGAGAGACGACGCGGGGUGGGAGGUGGGGAUCCGCAGUGCAAAGGGGGAGCCCCCCCCCCUCCCCGGGUUGCAGGGCAAGGCAAGAGGGAGCUCCGUGCGAGGGAGGGAGUCGCAGACUGAACCGCCGGUGCCCCGGUGAGCCCAGGCCGGAGCUAGCUACAGCCGCGUCCCGGAGCCCGGGGCUGAGAAACGAUGAGGAAGACGGCGGCGCCCAGCAAGCGGGGAAUACAGGAAGGGAACCUACCCCCCGCCCAGCUGGAGAAGAGCGGCUGGAUCCGGAAGUACUGUGGGAGGGGGAUAUUCCGGGACGUGUGGAAGAGCCGCUACUUGAUGCUGAAGCUGGAUCAGCUGUGCAUUUCGGAGAAGGAGCUGAAGGACGAGAAGGCGGCGCUGGAGAGAUUUGAUCUCGCCGACUACGAGAAGUGCGAGGAACUGCGGAAAUCUAAGAGUCGCAGCAAGAAAAAUCACAGCAAAUUCACGCUGAUCCGCAGCCGGCAUCCUGGGAACACGGCGCCCAACCUCAUUUUCCUGGCGCUAAGUCCCGAGGAGAAAGAGUCCUGGAUUAACGCCAUCAGCACCGCCCUCGGCCGGGCCAAGAAUCGCAUCCUGGAUGAGGUGACUGUCGAUGAAGAGAGUUUCUUAGCUCAUCCAACGCGGGACAGAGCGAAGAUCCAGCACGCACGCCGCCCACCCACCCGUGGGCACUUGACGGCAGUGGCCUCCACCUCCACGUCGGACGGGAUGCUGACCCUUGACCUAAUCCAGGAGGACGACGCCGGGCAGCAGCAGCAGCGGCGACCCCGGCCCGACACCGACCCAGAGGCGCCGUCCCCCGGAGGCCUCGGGCGCCAGCGGCACUCGGCCGCCUCACUGGACCGGGACGCCCUCUCUUCGCCGCGGAGCCCGGGCAUGGCCAAGCGGAAUAAGUGCGCGUCGGAGGAGACCCUGCUGGGCCCCGGAGCCGGCGGUACCCGCGCAGGCCCGGUGGCGUCCCGGGGCAGCACGGAGGGCGAGCGGCUCGCCCGGAUCCGGGACCUCGUCGCCCUCAAGUUGCAGAGGACUCAGAUGCUGCUGCAGGAGUCGGGGCCGCGGCGGCACGGCCCGGGCUCCGAGCCCGACGCCCUGCGGCAGGCCCAGGGGCUGCUGGCCGAGGCCUUGUCCAACUGGAGCCAGGCCAAGCGGGUGCUGGAGGAGAUCAAGGAACUGAGGCAGCUGUGCGGGGAGCCCGAGCGAGCGCGGACCGAGCCGGAGCUCAGCACGGCCGGCCGCCCGGCCUGAUGUGAGCGGAGCCAGUCGGGAGGAGGCCCCGGUCCUGUGGGCGGGGCCCAGCUCCGCGGGGGCGGGGCCCAUCUGCCGGGGCGGGGCCUGUGAGUGGGGGCGGGGCCCUCAUGCGGGAGGGUGGUCCCAUCUCCGUGGAGGCGGGGCCCCUGAAUUGGGGGCGUGGUCUAUCCCCAGCAGGGCGGGGCUUCCGCGCUGAGGGGGUGACAUAUGUGAAGGGGCGUGGCCUGUGGGUGGGGGCGGGACCUCGGAGUGAAGGCAGGGUCUUUGUGUUAAGUGGAAUUAGUGAGGGUGCACAGGAGCUGAUGGGCAGAUUGGCCUCUCUCUUCCCUCUCUUCACCUCUUUCCUACACUCUUCCCUCUUCCUCAUCCUCCAUAGACUGUAAAAUAUGACACUGCCCAGGACAAUGCACUCCCUCCCCUAACGCCCCCUCCCGAAUAUUACCUCUCACCCCCUCGCCGACCGCCUCUGCACUGGAACGAGUGAGUGAGUGUCCGUACUGGACCGGUUGGCCUCUCACCCCCACCAGGAGAGAUGGAAACUUGCUUUACUUCCCCCCUCCCCACCACAUAUUGCUUUUGUAAUUCUGACCCUUUGAAUUGUGGUAGCAACAUCUCUCUCAGUUAGCCAUCAAGUCUUUUCUCAGCCUCCUUUGCUCCAAGUUCAAGGAGUCCGGCUGCUCCGCGGAGCAGAAACCAGCCCCAGAAACUCUGCAGUUAGAAUUGGCGGCUCAUCUCUCAGGGACACGAAUGCCCCUUCUGCAGGUCAGCAUUUUGACCCAGCCCCUCCAGCAUUUUGUGCAGGCAAUCCUCCUCUGCUGCAACUACUGACACCUCGCGUGCAUCCGAUUCCCUGCCUCUGCACACCCCCGUGGUUUCAGGAGCCCUGAAUAAAGGGCGAUGGGUCACUCUCCAAAAUAACCCCUCCCCAGCCUUCCUUCUCACCUAGAUCCUGCGAUCAGUGAGCAUGAGCCUCCCUCCCCAGCUCCCCUCUUCAAGAAGCCUCCAGACCCCUGCCUCAUUGUGAGGGAGACUGUGGGAAGUGAGUGUUGGAGAGGGGCUGGUUGCUUCUUUGGGAGGGGGGGGAGCACAGUACUGAAGCACCCUCUACUCUGAAGUUGUGCAGCGGUACUCUGUUCCCCCUCACAGAAUGGAAACAUGGGUAUUGAGUUAAGAGUCCCGCCCGAAAGAUAAGUACGACUGACCCUAUUACCUACAUGAAACUCCCCUUCACCCCCUCACUCCUCCCCACUACUGCUCCCUCCUGCUGUCUGUAAGCACCACAGAUAUGCCACACUCAGGGGUAGCUGGGGGCAGUGACAAAACAGACAGUCCAGGGCAAUAAGUUGUGAAACAGAAUGCAAGAUGGGGGGAGAAUGAUGUGCUGUGAAAAUGUUGGCCUGGGCAGGAGGAGAGUAUUUAAAACAGGGGCUACUGCGGGGAAGGACCCCUACCCUUCCAUUGCUAAAACAAAAAGCCGUUCAGUGUUAGUGUGGUGCUAUAAAAGCUCUGGGCUUUGUUUGAAGCCUGCUGGAUCUGGCUGCAUUGAACCCUCUGUGUCAGGGGUAUCAGUUCCAAAUGAACCCUGGCACAUUCGCAGGGAAAUUUUCCCGAAGAAAAAGGACGGACUGGACAAAUACGAAAGAGAGAGAGCAGCCGAUACUGUCGGGCCAUCUAAAACCCAGUGUUACGAGCUCAUGAAGCAUCCUUCUGCGCAGAUAUUUUUGGUUUGAAGUUGUGAUUUUAAUACGAGUAAAUUAAAAACUGAAUUUAAAAGGAAAAACAAAGCAGUUUCUACCCUGCCUUGGGUUUAUAGAAGGCAUUUGCACAAUCUUUCAACGAGCUUGCAGUGCAUAAUCAAUUGGUCUGUAUGAAUAGAAUGCAGGACAAACUUUUCACUGUGCAAUAAUAAACUCAUUCCAAUGUCUCUGCGUUAGUAACUGGAGGAACUCAACAGGCCAAGCAGCAUCUAGGAAGAAAGAGUCGAUGUUUCUGGUUGAGACCCUUUAUCAAUUCUGUUGUUAGGUUGAGGGUGCAGUUACAGAUACCCGCCUGUAGGGGGAUGACGAGCUGGAGUGCCUCUG